ACAAACGCGGAUGAUCGACAAGGGAAUAGAACAUGUAACCCAGGAAUGCAAACAAUUAUACGGGACGACAGCUGCCUGUGAGCAAUUUGUAGUCCAGGCCAGUGCCAUUAUGAAACAAAUUGAAAGCAAUUGUCUACGUGUUUUAUCCUCAGUUCAUAAAACUGCGCACGACAUAAAAAAAGAGGUUUAUUUAACGCUGUCGGUAGAGUAGCUAAUGUACUUUUCGGUACAUGUGACGAUAGUGAUGCUGAAAAGUUCUACAACCAAAUAAAUGAGUUCAACCGAUUCAAGCUGUCCACUUCUCAUCUGAUGCAAUCCCAGACCACAAUAAUUAGAAACACGGUGAACGACAUCAACGAGACAAUGCAGAGUGUGACGAAACAAGCCGAAGUUGUCGACGAUUUAAUAACUCAUGAACGAAUAACAGAGAUGCAAUCAAACCUUAUACUCACAAUCAACCUUCUUUCGAUAGAGGUAGAAAAUUUGGUAGACAUUGUUAACUAUGCAACGCUCGGACAUAUCCACAGUAGUAUUAUAAUGAGUCCGAAAACCAUCAUACAACAAAUGAGUGAUAUUAAAAGCAAAUUACCGCCAAAUUCCGAAUUUCCGUUAGAAAUAACUACCAAUAGUAUAUCAGAUUUUUUCAAAUUAGCUACGGUUACAGUGAUAAGUGUGGAUGACACAUUAAUUUUUUCUGUCGAAAUACCCGUCACAAAUGGGAUGAGAUUUAUGAUCUAUGAAGUCAUACCACUACCUAUGCAGUUAACCCAGGAUCAAGUGAUUGUAAUCGAAGCUGAAUCAGCCUACUUAGCAGUGGACAAAACGCAAAAGAAUUUUAUUUCAUUCGGGGAACAUCAGCUGACAAAAUGUAUAGUUCUGGAAAACGCUUUCGUUUGUCCAAACGAACACCCCAUCAAUGUCAAUGACCAAUUGCAAAAUUGUGAGCAAAAUAUUUUCAAUAGUCCACCUAGUAUACCCAAUAAUUGCAACAAAAAAAUUCUCCUUUCAAAACCAGUCUGGCACAGACUAGCAGGCGAAAAUACAUGGCUGUUCGUAGUUCAAAACGAAGCCAUUACAAUACCAUGCGAAAACGAAAUACAACCUAUAAGAGUAACAUUAAACAACAUAGGGAAAAUAAGUAUCAACCCCAAAUGUAAAAUAUACACAAAAAAUACCAUACUGAUUCCCACGCGAAAAUUUAAAUCAAAAGUCUUCAUUGACUUUUUCCCUAAUAUUCCUCUAAAUGUAAUUCCAAUUAAUUUUAAAAAUACCGGAGGCGUCGAUAGACGACAUAUUUCAACUAUUAAGGGCAUUCAGUAUAAUUUUAAGAAUUUAGCUAGGGACGCGGGAGAUUUAAAAUCCUUACAGGAACAGAUAAACGCCGAGCUAAAUAGUAAUAAUAAUCAACAAAGGCACACUUACACCACGACAACGGUGACUAUAAUUGUAAUAAUAAUAAUAAUUCUAAUUAUAUUAGUUAUAUUAUAUUUAUUGUAUAGAAAAUUAAGUACAUUAAAAAAUAAAUGGAAACCCGGGGGCACCGGAAGUCCUAACGUCCUAUCUUCAACAGCAAGCACCAAUACAGAGGCAGAGCCUAUAGCUUGCACAACAACAGGCGCAAGAGCGAAAAGCCUAUUGCCCGAAAUAAUUUAAAAAUAGGAAGCCCAUAGGACAACAGGGCUUUCGUUUAGCCCCGGGGGUGUUGUGAACCCCUGCACGCGCCGCACGGUUAUGCACACUCAGCAUAUCGGGUAUGAGCGGCCGUGUGGGUUCACACGAUCGUCAGUCUGUAUUACGUAGAGCUACGAGAUUGUCUUUAUUUUGAUUAUUAUAACGUGUACAAUAAAAACCAGUAGUUAGAACCAACAGUCGAGUGUAAAUUUAUUUAAGGGAAACCUAACCAUCGUUGUAAUAAACGUCUCAGUUCGAAAGUACUAGUUGGCUAAACCCAGACAAACGGCAAACCGCGAACUCUGUAAGCACGGAUUCAACUGGGCUUACAACAUAAGAAACCCACGUUCCAACCGAACCAACUGUAACCUCUACACAAACCCAAUGACCCAUGUGGAUAAAAGCAAAAAAAACAUGUUAACUCAAAAACUAAAUUUUGAUUUAGAUACAUUUAAAUGUUCGA
Metopolophium dirhodum (rose-grain aphid) is the source of this 2134-nucleotide messenger RNA. RefSeq lists its product as uncharacterized. The record is from RefSeq and is a predicted model, not a curated record. NCBI's taxonomy places the organism in Eukaryota, Metazoa, Arthropoda, Insecta, Hemiptera, Aphididae.